UGUCGUGUCCAACAACAAAAAGCGACUACGGCGCCUCGCUGCGCACAAAAAGGGACCGUGAACGCUUCAGUCAAAGAUCACAUCCAGCUGGACCUUUGGCGACUAAGCAGAAUGAGGAGUGGUGCGUCUACAGUGAUGUGGGGGGGUCUCCUCGUCCUCCUGUCCUGCUGUCUGCUCGGCGCUCGGUCCCACGGGGAUCAGCAGCUGCACCACCAGCAGCCGCCGGCCACAGGGGGCGAUGCCUCGAGGCCCGUCCAUGGCCUGGACAGAAACAUGGUCCAGGACAAAGACCACAUCAUGGAGCAUCUGGAGGGCGUGAUCGACAAGCCGGAGAAAGACAUGACGCCUCAGGAGCUGCAGCUGCACUACUUCAAGAUGCACGACUACGACGGCAACAACCUGCUGGAUGGACUGGAGCUGGCCACAGCCAUCAGCCACGUGCACAGAGAGGAGCGAGGAGAGAACAGCCAGCCCAUGAGGGAGGAGGAGCUCAUCAGCGUCAUCGACGACGUUUUGAGGGACGAUGACAAAAACAACGACGGCUACAUCGACUACGCCGAGUUCGCCAAGUCGCUGGAGUAGAGGGUCCCGGCCGAUUCUGUUGCCACGAGUCCACGGCGGCGGCGGCGAGGAACCUGCAGAGGAGCGAGGGAACAAACACCGCUGCUCACACGGAGCCACACUGAAAACCCGAGUGACACUUGGAUCAGGACGGCUGGCACUUUAUGUUGCUCGUGACAUUUUGUGUAUUUUCCAAGCCUUUUUGUUCUUAAAUUUCUGUAUUUAGCUGUGUUGUUGGCAGACAAAACGUGGGUCCACUGCCUCUUAAAAAAACGGAGAUUUGAGGUAAAUUCUAGACCUAAAAAGACGAGUGCAAGAAAAAAUGACUAAGAACUGAUGGGUUAAAAAAAGCAGGAGAACUGCUGAUGCUUAUAAUUUGAUCAUUUUUAUUUUGAUUCUGGUGUUUGCUCCCAUGUCGCAGAGUGACAUUUACACAGCUUCCUUUGCAGGUUCCCUGAAACAGCACGCUGCCUAUUCCAAAAGCAUGUUUUUUUUUUUUUUUUGUUGUUGUUGUUUUAUUUGGGGUAUUUUUAGUACCGGAGCGCUGUAGUGUUUGUGUCUUAUUUUUGUGGUGCUACACUCGAUCCACCCUGAUCGCCCCGCAGCACCGAUUCCGAAUGUUUUCCUUUUCAGUCGACUGAAAAAUUUCCAGUUUUCUUUGGUGUGCACGCUGAACUCGAUGCACAGCGAAUGUCAUUCACGUUGGUUUGCACACUCUCCCGUGUGACAGCCGGCGUCGUGGACCAAAUACCCUCUUAUGUUAGUUAAUUUUUUUAAAUGCUUUUCAUUUGCUGUUUCCGGGGCGGGGAUGAGACAAACUGUUGGUCCGCGUAACAUUUGAAAAGUGGCCUUUACUCGCCUAAAUUUAAUGUAACAUAGCCUGCCACGUGUUCAUUUGUGCACAGAGCCGAAGCUGUAACUGCUCGACGUAUCAGGUGCUUUUGAAGGAUUAUAUUUUUAGAGAUGACCAAGGUUACGAUUAUUAAUACACAAUACUGAAAAUUUUAGGUUCAGACUUGAAAGAGUUCACACAAAAUACAAAAAAAAAAAAAAAAAAAGAUGUUUUCCCCGCUUGUGUCCUCAGUGAAGUCUUUUGAAGAUUUGGUGAGGUUUCCAGUCUGCUGUGAUGUUCCCUUUACAUGCGAGUCCACAGGGCGGAUGUUCUUCGGCAGGAAAUAGUCCCCCGUCAGAGUCUUUGGGUUUGAGUUGUCGAUUAUACCGAGAAGCUUUUACUUUUGAAUUUUUCACAUGUAAAAUUUUUGACAGUUUGAACUAUCCAGUCCCAUUGUGUUGGGGUGAAGGGAGAGAGACAGGAAACCUCGCCAAAUCGCACAGAAUCUGGAUGCGAGUGGGAAUUCCUUUCUUUCUUUUUUUCUUUUUUUUUUUUAAUUUUGCGUGAACUUCCUGAAUGUUUUCCUGUUGAAUGCAACUCAAGAUGUUUUCACUGUCGUCGCCGUCACAGUCAUCGACCGCAAGAGCCAAACCCCGACGCCUCCUGAGAGCUGAUACUUGACAUAAAAAAAACGCCGUCAUGGAGUGAAUGUAAGACAGCGCCGUAUCGUGCAUUUGUUGAGUUUUCAUCACUGGAUAAGCUAAAUUUCACACACUGGGUCGACGCUGCUGCCACCGCAGAUCGCGAAGGCGGACUUUGCAUCGUGGGUCUCUUUCAGUAAAGCACUUGUCAUUCUGCACAGCAAAACGCAGCCGUGGGAUGGGUUUGCUCCAAACGUCCGCCGCCAGUGACGGGUCUUUUGUGGCGAAGCCUGCUCGUCUGUGUCAUCCACCUGUAAUUUCUUCUAAUGUAUGAUUUCUUACAGAAGAAUUCUCUAUUUUUGUCAUUCAGUAUUGAUUGUUUGAUUGAUUCAGGUUCUUUGCAAAUAUUUAAAUGAGUCAAUAGCAGAACAGACGCAACUGUGUUGUCUCUGGAAUGUGACGUAUUAAAUACUGAAAUCUG
Myripristis murdjan (pinecone soldierfish) is the source of this 2515-nucleotide messenger RNA. It is a transcript of the gene mcfd2, whose product is annotated as multiple coagulation factor deficiency 2, ER cargo receptor complex subunit. The record is from RefSeq and is a predicted model, not a curated record. Bases 112 to 582 code for a protein of 156 amino acids. NCBI's taxonomy places the organism in Eukaryota, Metazoa, Chordata, Actinopteri, Holocentriformes, Holocentridae. Gene Ontology annotation, molecular function: calcium ion binding. The transcript has 4 exons.